Messenger RNA from Trematosphaeria pertusa, 882 nucleotides. RefSeq lists its product as uncharacterized. NCBI's taxonomy places the organism in Eukaryota, Fungi, Ascomycota, Dothideomycetes, Pleosporales, Trematosphaeriaceae. Bases 114 to 689 code for a protein of 191 amino acids. The transcript is spliced from 4 exons. The record is from RefSeq and is a predicted model, not a curated record.
CUCCCUUGGGCAAGCUGCAAAUAUUUGCGCCCAUCGUAUCUCUCGAAAGUUAUCACGUUUUCGCCCUCAGAGUCCCAGGCAAUCCUGCUCAGGGGUGCGCUUCUCGCACCGCCAUGACGAAACCCCAGAAACCUCAACCUGGAUGGCCUGCACGUAUCGCAAAACGGACGAAGAAAGGCAUCGAAGGACGAAUUGCGCAAGGACAGCAGCGUGCGACUCGUCAGAUUCCGGAUGUCAUCGUGAACCCUCUGGCACCGCUACCGGACGAGCUCAUCUUGGAGAUAUUCGAACAACUUAUUCGAUUAUGGGAGUUAGGGAGCAGAGGAACUAUGCGGAUCGUCCCAGCAACUACCUUCGCGGCCCUGGCCUUGUCGUGCCGAUACCUCUACCCGUUCGCUAUGAGGUUCUUAUACUCUACAUACCAUGCGUCAUUGGAAGCACCACUCAUCUCCUUCCUGAGAACAAUAGCUUCUCAGCCGCACCUGGUAAUGCGCAUAAAGGACAUUCAAACGACCGAUCUCCGAGAUGACGAUUAUUUUGAUGGUUGCACCCUCAGCAGGACCACGGAAGCCAUGGCGGCGGAGAUACAGCCUUGUAAUAGUCCGACGGUGGUUGGGUCACGCCUCUUAUCAAGAGUUGCCGAUAGUGUUGGAUCCUAUUGUCGAGUUCUGCAAAAAGUUGCCUGUUGAGCCAACCCAGGCGUACGAUUACAAAAAACUGCGACGUCUUGACAUUCGGAUGAGUGGCUUAUGCCUAGCGCUUCAAGACUUCGCUUACAACGACGCCUUGAUUGCGCGUGAGAAGCGGUUACAAUGGCCAGUGUCCCCCGGCACCUCUGGACUGCAGAAAGUUUACAUACUCAGUUCCACAAUCCCAUCUGAC